AUUUACAAAAUUUGGAGAGCCAAUUGGAAAUGAGCCUUCGUGGUGUCCGUAUGAAGAAGGACCAAAUUUUAAUGGAUGAAAUUCAAGAACUGACCAGAAAGGGGAACCUCAUUCAUCAAGACAAUGUGGAACUCUAUAAGAAAUUAAACCAAAUUCGUCUAGAAAACAUGGAAUUAUAUAAGGUUUAUGGAACAAGGGAUGUCAACGGAACAAACAAAGAAUUGUUUGUCACAAAUGGUCAAAGCAAUGAGGAGGAUCCACGUGUCGCUGUCCAUCUCCAGCUAAGCCAGCCACAGCAACAAAACUACGAAACACCAACAAGAGCUACAAAAUUGGGCAGAUUGCAAUUGUGUUAGCAAAAGAAAAUGCAUCAAAGUGGGACGGGAUGUCACUCGAUUUCUAUCAACAAAUAGCUCAUGGUUCCAAAAGUUAAGUUUCUCAUAGUAGAUGUUUUAUGUUAAAAUCACCAAUCAUUCAGCAAAACAACAUUGGUUUGAAAUGACUAAACAAAUGAACAUUUAGUAUCGACGUGAUGAUCAAGAAAACCCAGCUAGUUAUGUAGGGAUAAAUUAAGUGUAAUAAAGAAGAUUAAUAUAAAGGAGAAAAUGGA
Messenger RNA from Hibiscus syriacus, 610 nucleotides. Its product is annotated as MADS-box transcription factor 27-like. Gene Ontology annotation, molecular function: DNA-binding transcription factor activity, RNA polymerase II-specific; RNA polymerase II cis-regulatory region sequence-specific DNA binding; protein dimerization activity. Lineage: Eukaryota; Viridiplantae; Streptophyta; Magnoliopsida; Malvales; Malvaceae. Gene Ontology annotation, cellular component: nucleus. The record is from RefSeq and is a predicted model, not a curated record. The coding region runs from base 30 to 356 and encodes 108 amino acids. The transcript has 5 exons. Gene Ontology annotation, biological process: positive regulation of transcription by RNA polymerase II.